UUGAAUUGAGCCUGUCGCAAAUAAAAUAUUUUUGGUCUUGGAAUUUGAAUAAAUUUUAGAGCUUUGUGCAUGUAUAUUGUUAAUUUUUUUGCCAAUUAUUAAACGGACGGUAACUUUAGAAUUCAUCGAUCAAAAUGCUACAAUUGAAUUCUCUAGUGGAGGGUUGUGAUUUAAAUACACAUGAGGGCAUCGAUGAUGCGUGCAGGAAAGUGACGUGUAGAGAGAAAGAAAUAGAUGCCCGCUUGGAAGGUAUCCUUUCUCAACAAUGUCAACUGGAGGCAAAAAUGCGGAACAUCGGUCUUGCUCUGGGAAGCCUCUCACUGGUAGCGGACAAAAGCCGCAAUCUGUCGACGAUGAUCGAGCACACGUCACAGCUAGCGGAAAAUGUAAGCGCCAAAGUGCGCCGGUUAGACGAGGCUCGUAGUCGCGUUUCCGAAUGCCAGCAGCGAGUGCACGAUUUGAUAGAUUUACAGCUUUGCAGUGAGGGUGUGAUGACGGCCAUAAAGGAGGAAGACUUCGAAAAGGGCGCUAUUCAUGUUAAUCGAUUCCUUUCGAUGGACAAAAAUCUACUGCAAAAAACUGCUGACGAUGUAUCUGGUUCGAUUAUUUCUGUUCGUAAAGCAGUUUUUACUUUGGAGCAAGCCACAACACAGAUACGUCAGGUUGUUUGCCAGAAGUUUGAGGAUGCGGUCAAGAAAGAUGACUUGGCUUCGGUGGAGCGAUUUUUCAAAAUUUUCCCUCUACUCGGAAUGCACGACGAAGGAUUGGAAAAAUUUAUGACGUAUAUAUGCUCAAUGCUGCAGGUAAAAGCGCAGAAAGAACUGCGAUCGUCGAUGGAUAUUGCUAAAGCGGAAAAGCGAACCACAGUUGCGUUCUCGGAUACACUCACAGUUCUGUUAGAGAAUAUUGCGCGUGUAGUAGAAGUUAAUCAAGCGAUCAUCGAGAAUUGUUAUGGAGCAGGAAGGUUAAUCCAAGUAGUAUCUAUUUUGCAAAGAGAAUGUGACGACGAAGUUGUUCAACUUGUGCAGGAGUUCAACAGAAAUCGUCAAAUCGGUAAAAGAGUAACACAGAUUAACGAUUACAUAAAAAGUUCCGGAAACGCAUCGACUUUGGGUCACUUUCGAAACACGUCUGGAGGCGGUUCGGUUGACAAGCUGAAUGCAAAAGAUAUUGAUGCUCUCAUAGGUGAAAUAACGAUUAUUCAUUCGAGGGCUGAAUUGUAUGUAAAGUUUAUUAAACGAAGAUGUGCGAGUGACCUCGAAAAAAGUUCUCUAGAACCUGAUGCCAAGGAAGAGAAGUUAAAAAACCUCAACGAGCUGAUAAAAAAAUCGCGCCUGAGCACCCAAAUGCAGGAGGUUUUAGGAACGUAUCUACUUUUCGAGCGCUAUUUCAUGGAGGAGAGUGUUCUAAAAGCGAUAGCCUUGGAUAACAUCGAAACUGGUCAGCAAUGUUCCAGCAUGUUGGACGAUGUGUUUUUCAUCAUCCGAAAGUGCAUUCGGCGUUCGAAUGGAACACAAUCGUUGGAUGGUGUAUGUGCCGUUAUUAAUAAUGCUGCCAGCUGCUUGGAGCAAGAUUUCAUGAAUGCUUUGAAAUCCCCCAUAAAAGCUGGCUAUCCUACAGGUUACAUCGACUUAGCGCAGUCUGCAUUCCAAAGCUCAAUUCAGCAGGGUCGGUUGCAAACUAGUGACGUAGACCAAGCUAGAACGAAUUUUUUAACAACUCUAAAUAAUGCGGAUAUGUCUACCGAGUUCAUAGAAACACUGUGGUCAAUGAUGACAGAUGAAGUAAAAAUUAAUUUCCCCUCCAUGACACAACGAGAGAAAGAAAAGCUUGAUAGUUGCUUGGCGGGGUUAAAAUCGGUGGGAGAUUCGUUAAAAGCACUGGUAGAUUUUGGUCUACAACAACUUCGAACAUCCGCUAUUAAACCGCGUAUCCAUCCGUGGGUUGAUCAAUUUAUCAGUCACAAUCACAACCUCACGGAGGAAGAGUUGGCCUCGUAUGAAGCUGGAGAAACGUAUAUCCAAUACCUGAUUGUUCAUGUGGACGGCUUACUAACAGUAUUUAAAUCUGCCCUCACGCCAAGGAAUUAUGAUGCAUUGGUUAGUAUCGUUACUACCGAAAUCACCAUGCGGAUGGAGAGAGCCAUCAAAAAGUCCACAUUCAACCGUCUUGGUGGGCUGGUUCUGGACCAGGAGGUCCGAGCGUUGACUUCGUUCCUUACGGGAGCAACUUCAUGGUCCGUUCGUGAUAAACUAGCUAAGUUGCAGCAAAUGGCUACUAUUUUAAAUCUGGAAAGUGUUUCUGAGUUGCCUGAAUAUUGGGACUCGUCCUCGGCUACAUGGCGUCUGACGCCUAGCGAGGUCCGGGCAAUUCUCGCGCUGAGAUUGGACUUCAAAAUAGACGAUAUAAAAAAGCUGAAACUUUAGACAAUGUUCAAUGCCGUGAUAGCCGAAGGGUAUUGCAGAUAAAAUAAUAUAUUCUAUAGGUUAAUAGAA
Topomyia yanbarensis is the source of this 2495-nucleotide messenger RNA. It is a transcript of the gene Cog4, whose product is annotated as conserved oligomeric Golgi complex subunit 4. NCBI's taxonomy places the organism in Eukaryota, Metazoa, Arthropoda, Insecta, Diptera, Culicidae. The coding region runs from base 135 to 2426 and encodes 763 amino acids. The record is from RefSeq and is a predicted model, not a curated record. The transcript has 4 exons.